AUGCGUGAUAAGGAACUUGUCAAGCCCAGAUGGAUCGACCCGCAUUACUGGGAACUUCUCCAGGCAUGCCGAGCCUUCCAUAAGAAGGAAAGGCCAACGGCUGACCAGUUGCUGGGAUUGAUUCAAGGGUUCGGUGAUGACAUGACUCCUACAGUAUAUGAGGCAUCCCCAACGCUUACACCCGGUAGCGUCAACGAGCCGGCUUCUACGCCGGCCCGCAAGCGUCAUGGCACCUCGGACGACGACAUAUCUACAGAGCUGUGCUCUUGUUCUGAGUCCAAUAGUCCUUGGGGGAACUAG
Messenger RNA from Coniophora puteana RWD-64-598 SS2, 300 nucleotides. RefSeq lists its product as uncharacterized. The record is from RefSeq and is a predicted model, not a curated record. Lineage: Eukaryota; Fungi; Basidiomycota; Agaricomycetes; Boletales; Coniophoraceae. Bases 1 to 300 code for a protein of 99 amino acids. The transcript is spliced from 2 exons.